Messenger RNA from Aspergillus novofumigatus IBT 16806, 750 nucleotides. RefSeq lists its product as uncharacterized. The transcript has a single exon. NCBI's taxonomy places the organism in Eukaryota, Fungi, Ascomycota, Eurotiomycetes, Eurotiales, Aspergillaceae. The record is from RefSeq and is a predicted model, not a curated record. Bases 1 to 750 code for a protein of 249 amino acids.
AUGCUCCUACUGGGUCCCUUGCCUACCCACAGCCACUUGGAGUCGGCAGCUUUGACGAGCCACCGCGGUUGGAGUGUGUUCCUCAACACACUCAGCGAUCGCGACCUACAUGAUCCUAGCUACGUCGACGAGGGCUUCUUUACUGUCAAGGCCGGUGUGCCCUCUAGAAACGGCGUACGAAAGCAUGCCAUUAUUGACGGCCCUCUUGUCGGGGCAUCAUCGUCGGCGACAGCAUGGAGCAUCUCCGAACGGAGUGGUGCGACAAUAAACGGGCUUUGGGAUAAUGGGGCUAUGUUUGUGAAUCCCAUGGUGGGGGAAAAUAAUCAUAGCUUCGUCGUCACUCUCGGGAUUGUCAGCCGCACUGGCCCAGAAAGUACUCCCGGAACAACGAUCCGACGAACAGGAUACAGAGAACUAUUUAACGCGAUGUCUGGAGUCAUGAAGACCAUUGACUGUUCACACUCAGUUAUCAAUGACCAACCUGUUACAUUGCAACCAGGAUGGGCGGCAAGUAUGGAUAUCAACGAUAUAUCCCCGCCUCCGCCUGUACACGAGAAAAUCGUUAUACUUUUGACCGCCAGAAAUAGGGCCGCUCGUUGGAGAGCAUUAAUCGGCGUGUCGAUGUUACUUCUGCAACAUCGUGGCACACCAGGAGCCCGACGCACGAUGCUAAGGAGCCCGGGUUGCUGUUUACGAUGUGCUGUAGAGCAGACGGUUCUCGAGGAUGGCCUCUGGUGGCUGAUAUUGUAA